UGCGCUGUGUGUAUUUAAUCGUAAGCCCACAGUCUUCAGCACGUCAGUCGAAUCCCCAAAACUGUCCAAGGCAGUGAACAGCUCCGCCACCCAACCCAAGUGAUCAUCGUAACCCUCUUUUACACCGCGGUAUAAGCCAGUGCCACAGAUAGUGCUACACUUCGACCUUAUCUCCAGUUGUAUUCGGGAGCCAUGAGGAUCCAGCGGCAUUUUGUGCUUGGUCUUCUUGGUGCGCUCUCUGUGGCCAUCGGUGGCAGCCAAGGCAAGGCUGUGGUGGAUCAACAGGCAGCCGGCAAACAGGUGGACAGCAAGAGCGUUGCCCAGCAGCGCAUCGACUUGGGUGGUUUCAGCGAUCACAUCAUCGAUGAGCAUCACAUAGAUGAGCAUCACAUAGAGGAGCACCACCAUGAACACCACGAGCACCACCAUGAUCCUGGUUAUUGGAAGAAGAAGGUCACGUGGAAGGAGGGCUGGAAGAAGAUAUGGAAUCCAGCCAAGAAACAAAUCUGGAAUCCCUCAUGGAAGAAGAUCUACAAGCCACAUUGGGUGAAGGUUCCCGGCUGGAAGGAGAUUCAGGUGCCAGCAUGGAAGCAAAUUUGGGUGCCCCACUGGAAGGAGAUUUUAGUGCCAGCCUGGAAGGACAUCCAAGUGCCCGACUACAAGCAGAUCUGGACACCGGAACUAGUGAAGGUUGGCAUUCCCGGCGAGAAAUAUUUGGGCAAGGAUCACGAGGGCUGGGAGUACACCAGUCACGAUCUGUGGAAGAAGAAAGUGGUGUGGAAGUCACACUGGAAAAAGAUUUGGAAGCCAGCCAAGAAGCAGAUCUGGGUGCCCGACAAGAAACUGGAAUGGAAGGAGGCCUGGAAGCAGUACUGGAAGCCAGCAAAGAAGGAAAUUUGGACCGAUAAAUUGGAGUGGAAGGAGGCAUGGAAACAAAUCUGGGUGCCCGGCUGGAAGGAGAUCUGGGUGCCUGGCUGGAAGAAGAUCUGGAAGCCUGUGGUCAUAUCCGAGUGGUUCCCCUCGCCCGACCAUCACCAUGAUCAUCAUCACCACGAGUCUGGCUGGGAUUGGGACCGCAAGGAUAAUGGUGUAGCGCCCGCAGGCGUCGCCUCCCCAACUGCCACUGCCACUGCUAAUGGCAAGGAUAAGGUAGUGUGGAAACGCGAUGACACCAACGCUUCCGCCUCAGGCAAGCCAACGGUGCUGCAGCCAGUGGCCAGCGCCGAUUUCCAGGCCAAAGCACUGGAGGCGGCCAAGUCGACAGCUGCUGCCGGACCGGCAGCCACCUCGCAAUUCAAGUUUCCCGGUGCGUAGGUAGGGUGGAGGCAUCAGUGGAGCCAUUCGCCAUUGCAUCACUGCACCUGCAACCUGCAACCUGCAACAGCCCGUGCCCAGCUCCUUGUAAAUAGUUACAAACCAGUCGCUAGCUCUUAAGGCCAUCCAUCCAUCCACUUCCACUUCCACUUCCACUUCGCCUUCCAUUUGCUUUGGCGCCGACUUAAAUUAUCUCUAGACUUAAAUGUUUAAUU
This is a messenger RNA of Drosophila guanche, 1529 nucleotides long. RefSeq lists its product as uncharacterized. The record is from RefSeq and is a predicted model, not a curated record. NCBI's taxonomy places the organism in Eukaryota, Metazoa, Arthropoda, Insecta, Diptera, Drosophilidae. Bases 193 to 1314 code for a protein of 373 amino acids. The transcript is spliced from 6 exons.